Pipistrellus nathusii (Nathusius's pipistrelle) is the source of this 960-nucleotide messenger RNA. The record is from the annotation of a GenBank genome assembly. Lineage: Eukaryota; Metazoa; Chordata; Mammalia; Chiroptera; Vespertilionidae.
AUGGCUGCGAGGGAGGAGGAGGAGGAGGACGAUGAGGAAGCCUGGCUGCAGCUUCGUCCUGUGGAGCCCCUGCCCUCCCAGUGCUGCGGCAGUGGCUGCUCACCCUGUGUGUUCGACCUCUACGACCGAGACCUGGCGAGGUGGGAGGCAGCCCGAGCCAGCAGGGACAGAAGCCUGCUGAGAGGGAAGGAACUGCCGAACUUGCCCUCUCGACUCAGCCCGGAGACGUUCCUGGCCUUCCGCAUCAGUGCCUUGGACAGACUCACUCAGGACACCUACCGGGUGCGGUUUGCACUGCCUGGGAGCAGCCAGCUCGGCCUGCGGCUCGGCCUGCGGCCCGGCCAGCACCUCAUCCUACGAGGGAUAGUAGAUGGCUUAGAAAUCCAGAGAGCCUACACACCCAUCAGCCCUGCCAAUGCAGAAGGCUACUUUGAAGUUUUGAUCAAGUGCUACCAGACUGGGCUCAUGUCCCGGUAUGUUGAGUCCUUGAGAGCAGGAGACACGGCUUUCUGGCGAGGACCUUUCGGAAACUUCUUCUAUAAACCAAACCAGUAUGGUGAGCUUCUCAUGCUGGCGUCGGGCACCGGCCUGGCCCCCAUGGUGCCCCUCCUGCACAGCAUCACAGACAAUGCGGAGGAUGAGACCUUCGUCACCCUGGUCGGCUGCUUCAAGACCUUCGAGGGCAUCUACCUGAAAACCUUCCUGCAGGAGCAGGCCCGCUUCUGGAACGUUCGCACCUUCUUUGUUCUCAGCCAGGAGAGCUCCCCGGAGCAGCUGCCCUGGAGCUACCGGGAGAAGACCCGCUUCGGCCACCUGGGCCAGGACCUGGUCGACGAGCUGGUUGGCUCCUGCCGGAGAAAGCCGUUUGCGUUGGUCUGUGGCUCGGCCGAGUUUACCAAGGACAUGGAAGGGUGCCUGCUGCGCGCGGGCCUGGCCGAGGACUCCUACUUCCUCUUCUAG